AUGGCUCACUUAGAGCGCGAUGAAGCGCGCAAUAACCACGACAUCGACUCCGACCCUCCUUCUGAUGGGAAUCGCAAGCCCAGCAAAUUUGCUUUGAAAGAUCCCGCGUCGCGGCCGCCACUUUUUGUGGGCAUGAAGCAACGGCAAUAUGGUGGGGGUCGCAGUGACGGUUCCGGCGCUUCAGGCAUUCGAACAUCCGAAGAAGUAAUACGGGAUCAUAGGAGACAGAAGGAGGAGCGGAAGCAGCGAGCAGCUCUUCAGAUUGGCCUGACAGAAGCUUACAGGAGAACGGAUGAAAAUGGUGGAUUUAUACCCAAGACAAGCACGUCUACAGUCGCGACGACGGAUAAUAUGCGGGAUAUUGAGAGGAGUCCCAAGAGUCCGGAACGGGCGGCCGAGAGUCGCAUUCCUAGAUCGAGCGUAUAUUCUCCGCGUGGGAGGGCCAAUGCUGAGAAUCGAAUAUCAUCUAGUCCCCCGAGGGCUAAUGCGUAUUCGAGACCACGAUGGGAGAACAGAGAUACCCCCGCCCCGGCGGAUAGUGAGAGUGAUUCUACAGGACCUAGGGAAGGGAGUCCAAGUCCCGCCCCUGGAAUAAGGAACCGGAGGAGUAGAGAAGGAAGUGGCAGUCCUGCUGAGGGCCAGGGUAUUUCGAACGAGCGGAGAACCUCAGCUCAGCUAGAUCGAGACCAUCCUUCAAGAACGAUUGCCAAUACGAACCCAUUGUUUGUAAAAAACAAAACCCAGGAGACCACGUCGAUUUUUGCGGCGCGAAGAGGGGUUGGCCCCAAAGUCGCAGAAACUACGAAGACGCUGGAGAAGAAAACGAGCAUGAGCAGUCUUGACGAUGCGCCUGAGCACGCAGCAAGGGAAACCGGUACUAGAGUCGCGGAGACGACGAGGACACUUGCGCGGAGGACAAGUACAAGCAGUUUUGAGGAUACCCCAGAGCCUCCUAUCAGGGUACCAAGAGCAUGGGGCACAAGAGCAAAGAAUACCUCUGGCGCUAAAUGGAUGGCCAAAAUUUUGUCACCAGAUCCGUCCAUGGACAUGAAAGAUCUUCAGCUUGGUACAGGAGGAUACCAAUCCCAAACCCCCGACGCCCCUCUACCAACUAUUGAAGAUAUUUCCUCGCUCCAGGAACCCACGCCACCGUCGUCUCGCCCAACUUCGGCACAGCCAAAAACUGGAUCCCCAGAAAAGAGCAAAUUGUGGGAUGCUGACCUAGAUUUUACGGCACACUCACUACAAAUAUCUACGAGUCCCCAGCUUCGAGUGAGGAACACUAAGCUGGACGAGAUUCGCAAUCGGGAAAUACAGAGCUUAACAGCGCGAGCUCUAGCUUCUAACCGAUUGGAAGAGAUUAGAGAACGUAACUCCGAGGAGAGAUCGAUUCUCUCUGAUACUUCCCGAAUAAACGACGGAGAAUCAGCUCCAGCCCCCAAUCCGGGAGAGAACGAGGGAGCAGCAGGGGAUUUCCAUGAAAGGACUAUUAUUGAGGAAGAGGGCUAUCCGAUCCGCGGAACUCCCGUCACUGUAUUCCCCAGUGGUUCGUAUCGCCCUAGGAGUGGCAGUCGAUCAGGAAGCAAUGCGUCACUUCAGCGAGAAGAUUCCCUCGACACCUUGAGAGCGUUAUCGAGAGUACUCAGCGUCAGUCCUGCUCCGCCAGGUGCCGAGGAAGUCGAAAGAGCGAGUAGAAGUGAUAAAAGAUCUGCAAACCUGCACAGCGAAGAUCUAAGGGAGAAGCAAAUGGCGAAAGAUGAAUUCGAGGUAGAAAGGCCUUCUGACAAGCUGAAGGCAAAAGUCAGCGACGCAUCAACAAAACCUUUAUCAGAGACCAGAUCGGGGAGGCCAUUGGAAAGGAACUUGUCUGCUGGAAGAUUAUCAGAUAGGGACGCUGUGAAAGCGAAAAGAAAAUCGGUAGAAAUUGCGGCAGAAAAUCCUGGGCUUGAUAUAGACGUGGAUAUCAAGCGUCGGAGCAGAACAAAUAGCCCUCCAAAAUCUGACGCCGAUCCUGAAGAACGGAUCACGGCCGAGGCGAUGCUUUUCGAACUUCAAGACAACAAAUCCGAGAGAAACUCUAUUCGCGCAGUAUCCCCAUCGCCUCCAUCCUCAGAUGAUGGGAAGCUCGAUGAGACACCAAGACCGAAGAAGGCAGACCCUCUAUCCCGCCCCACGCCUAGGGUGACGGGUGCAUACAUUGAGACACCACUACCUACUGUGCGAAAAGUAAGGCACGUGCGUUCGAGCUCCCUUAGCAGCUCUCCUCUCGAAGAAGUCGACACUUCCGAUUUUGCAACUCAGCCCUCAGAGUAUAGACGCUCUCAAAGUACGUCUGGCAUCUCUGAUCCUUCAGAUAAGGGCCGGGCUGGUCCAGCGGGAAGUGCAUCAUCGCGACAACACACUUCAAAGCCACCUCCGGCCGCAGUACCGGGGCCUAGACGACGUCUGAUGAAUUCCGCAAAGCCAACUACCGCUGCACAAGAUCUUCGACGCCUCAAACAAGAAGGGAAUUAUGAAGAUUCUACAUUUGAAGAUUUAGGGGCUGUGAUCGAUGCAGGGACUAAAGCCGCGCAAGCUUCACAGGCCAAUGCAAACGCCCUUGGUACCCUGCCUGAUCUGGACUACGACGAGAGAGGCCGUCCCUUGUCGGAUAGUGAAAGGCAAAGAAGACUCCAAAGCUUAACCCUGGAUAAAAUGAACCAGCAUUUAAGGAACACAUCCUCUAGCAUCCGGGACGCUAGACAGGGUAUAGAACGCCUCGAACACCAGGUCUCUUCGACAACUUGGGAGAUGUCCCGGGAGAAGGAUGAUAAACUCUAUCUCAAGAUUCCGAUCCCCAGACUAUGGGUCCGCAAUCCCCCAUCUAAAAGCCCCAACCAGCCAAAAGGCAAACGAAACUGGAAGCUCACGUGGUUCGGGUUUAUCGUCCUUCUCUUCACUGGUUGGUAUGUUGCUGAAUCAGUAACGUGUAACAUAUACUGCCACCCCAAAUAUUCAACCCACAACAACUGGCACCCCUCCGAUCCCUUCUUCCCAUGGGCCAUCCCAACCAAACUCGACGCCUGGACCGGCGAAAUAUUCAGUCAGACUGCACACAAAGCAUUCAAGGGGAUAGAAGACUUCCUCGGCCCGCCACAACCAAAGAGGAAAAAGUAUAACAUGCCACUAGGCGCUUCGGAUUGGUGGCUGGGCAGAGACGGGCCUAUUGAGAUUAUGGCAGAUCCGGCAAGCGACGACCCGGGCUUUUUCAGCGAUGAGAUUUUGUAA
Venustampulla echinocandica is the source of this 3267-nucleotide messenger RNA. RefSeq lists its product as uncharacterized. The transcript has a single exon. Bases 1 to 3267 code for a protein of 1088 amino acids. NCBI's taxonomy places the organism in Eukaryota, Fungi, Ascomycota, Leotiomycetes, Helotiales, Pleuroascaceae. The record is from RefSeq and is a predicted model, not a curated record.